Messenger RNA from Molossus molossus (Pallas's mastiff bat), 1830 nucleotides. RefSeq names its product Kruppel like factor 1 (gene KLF1). The transcript has 4 exons. The record is from RefSeq and is a predicted model, not a curated record. Bases 141 to 1229 code for a protein of 362 amino acids. Gene Ontology annotation, molecular function: RNA polymerase II cis-regulatory region sequence-specific DNA binding; DNA-binding transcription factor activity, RNA polymerase II-specific. Gene Ontology annotation, biological process: regulation of transcription by RNA polymerase II. Lineage: Eukaryota; Metazoa; Chordata; Mammalia; Chiroptera; Molossidae.
GGACCAAACCACAACCGAGGGCCCACAGCCAAUCAGCUGAAGGUAGAGAGGAGCCUUCCAAGAGGCCAUCAGAGCUUCAGAGUCCACGAGGCUACAGAGUGAGAGGAGGCCUGAGGCUCUUGGAUGGGCACCAGCCAGCCAUGGCCACAGCUGACACCACCUUGCCUUCCAUCAGUACGCUGGCUGCCCUAGGCCCCUUUCCAGACACACAGGAAGACUUCCUCAAGUGGUGGCGCUUUGAGGAGGUGCAGGACUUGGGCCCGGGUCCUCCGGACCCAACUCGGCCGCUCCUCCACGUGAGACCAAAAUCGGAGGACGCGCCUGGGGAGGAAGAAGACCACAAUAGGGACCCAGCCACUGCCUGGGACCUGGAUCUCUUCUUUACCAACCUGCCGGGCCCAGAACCGAGCGGCGUGCCUCAGACCUGCGCUCUGGCGCCGGGCGAAGGUCCCACAACGCAAUUCCCACCGGAGCCCGAGACCCUGGGAGCGUACGCGGGUGGCCCAGGGCUGGUGGCUGGGCUCUUGGGUCCCGAGGAGCACCCGGACUGGGCGCGCCCGGGUCCACGAGCCCCAGCCCCCGACACCUUCGUGAGCCCAGCCCUGGUCCCUGCCUCCGAGCCCAAAGCGCUGCCGCUGCUGCAGGUGUAUCCGGGGCAGGGUGCGGGCUCCUCCGGCAGCUAUUUUCCGCGGACGGGGCUUACAGUGCCUGCGGCGCCCAGCGCCCCCUAUGGGCUGCUGUCCAGAUACCCAGCGCUGUACCCGACCCCGCAGUACCAAGGGCACUUCCAGCUCUUCCGCGGGCUCCCGGCGCCCGCACCCGGCUCCGCCCCGCCUCCCUCCUUCUUGAAUUGUCUGGGACCCGGAACAACGGGUGCGGGACUCGGGAGAACCGCAGGAGACCUAAGGGAGACCGUGGAGACCGUACCAUCCAAGCGCAGCCGGCGCUCGUGGGCGCGCAAGAGGCAGGCGGCGCACACAUGCACGCACCCGGGCUGCGGCAAGAGCUACACCAAGAGCUCGCACCUGAAGGCGCAUCUACGGACGCACACAGGGGAGAAGCCAUAUGCCUGCACGUGGGACGGCUGUGGCUGGCGGUUCGCACGCUCCGACGAGCUGACCCGCCACUACAGGAAACAUACUGGACAGCGCCCCUUCCGCUGCCAGCUCUGCCCGCGCGCUUUUUCGCGCUCGGAUCACCUGGCCUUGCACAUGAAGCGUCACCUUUGAGCCACACCACCACCCUGGACCUGGCCCUUGGACCUUCCCGAGGACUGGGGAUGGAACAAGACCAGAUCAACACAGGGUGGUUUUCUUUCGGAUGGACCCUUACCUGGACUCUUAACCCCACAGAUCCCCAGAAAGAUCAAGGACUGGCCCAUAGACAGACCUGGGGGAGCCUCCAGCUGGAAGCUCCCACAUGUCCUCAGCCACAGGGAGCCACACAGAGACUUCUAGGGUCAGGCAGACCCAAUGAGACAGAUCUCCAAACAAAUGAACUCAGAUGGACAUUCAGACACUUCAGACAGAGAGACAGACUCUCAGAGAGCUGGACCCUCAGGCCAGAUCAGAGGUGGCCCUGGACAGUGCCAGGAGUUAUGGGGUGAAGCUUUUAGAGACUCUGGGUCUAGAAGGGAUCUUCACACCUUAAUUUCUGAAGCUCCACAUAGUGGGUGGCAUCUGCUGUGAAUGGUUAUGGGUCCUGUACUAAUGCCCCUGCUAGAUAAAGCUUCAGCUGUAGCCCGGCUGGUGUGGCUCAGUGGUUGAGCAUUGACCCAUGCACCAAGAGGUCACCGGUUCGAUUUCCGGUCAGGGCACAUGCCCAGGUUGU